UCUGUGUACAGCCCAGUACAGUGGAAACUGUUUCAGAAAUGCAGCCUCACAGUAUAGCCCCUGAAGAGUCAGAUAUUGAGGAAGAUAUUUUAGAAACCCAGCCUCUCAGUACUGCCUCUGAAGAGUCAGAUUUCGAGGAACAUGUUUUAGACACCCAGCAUCACAGUAGGAUCUGUGUACAGCCCAGUACUAUGGAAACUGUUUCAGAAAGCCAGCCUCACAGUAACAUCUUUGUGGAGUCAAAUACUGAGGAAACUCUUUUAGAAACCGACCCUUACAGUAUAGAGUCAGAUUUUGAAGAUGUUUUAGAAACCCAGCCUCUCAGUAACAUCUGUGCACAGCCCAGUACUCUGGAUGGUAUUUUAGAAACUCAGCCUGUCAGUAACAUCUAUGUACAGCCCAGUACAGUGGAAACUGUUCCAGAAAUGCAGCCUCACAGUAUACCCCCUAAAGAGUCAGAUAUUGAGGAAAAUAUUUCAGAAACCCAGCCUCACAAUAUCACCAGUGUACAGUCCAGUACUGAGGAUACUGUUUUAGAAACCCGGUCUCCCAGUACUGCCUCUGAUGAUUUGGAUUUUGAGGGAGAUGUUUUAGAAACCCAGCCUCUCAAUACUGCCUCUGAUGAGUCGGAUUUCGAGGAACAUGUUUUAGAAACCCAGCCUCACAAUAUCACCAGUGUACAGUCCAGUACUGAGGAUACUGUUUUAGAAACCCGGUCUCCCAGUACUGCCUCUGAUGAUUUGGAUUUUGAGGGAGAUGUUUUAGAAACCCAGCCUCUCAAUACUGCCUCUGAUGAGUCGGAUUUCGAGGAACACGUUUUAGAAACGCUGCCUCACAAUAACAUCUGUGUACCGCCCAGCACUGAGGAAACUGUUUUAGAAACCCAACUUCAUUAUAAAGUCCCAGAAGAGUCAGAUAAUGAGGAAGAUGUUUUAGAAACCCAGUCUCACAGUAACAUCUGUGCACAGCCUAGUACUGAGGAAUCCUUUUUAGAAACCCAGCCUCACACUAUCAUAUGUUUACAGUCCAAUACUGAGAUCGAUAUUUUAGAAUCCCAGCCACACACUGAAGCCCAUGUACUCAACACUAACGCCUGUUUACAGUCCAGUCUUGAGGAUGUUGUUUUACAUACCCGACUUCAGGCUAUUUCCUGCAUUCAUACAAAUACUGUGGAACAUAUUUUUGAAACCCAAUCUCCCAGUAAUGUCUGUAUACCUACAGAUAUUGUAGAAAAUGUUUCAGAAACUCAGCCCCUGACUAACAUCUACUAUCAGUCAGAUAUUGAGAAAAAUAUUUCAGAAAAUGAGUCCUACACUAAUUUUUGUGUACAACCCAGUCUUAAGGAUAAUGUUUUAGAAACUGAGUCUUACACUAAUGUCUGUGUACAAUAUGUUACUGAGAAAUUGGGCAAAACAUGCAAACACCUCCCUCAAAUGGAACAUGAGGUCAUGCAGACAGCUCAUGCAGACAGCUUGGGGCCUGCUGAUUCCUACGAACUGAAGUCAGACCUCUCCGCCAAUGAGAUGGGAGAGAUAGGUCAACUCUCUUCAGGAGGCGACAACACAUGCGUUCUACAGAGUGAAGGGGUAGAGGAUUUUAUUGAUCCCCAACCUUCACACACAGAGUCGUUCGAGUGGUCAGACGAGGGUGUACCACAGAGCCAUGAAAACGAAAAGGAACUUUCUCUCAAUGUGACCUCUGACGUGCAUUUGAACUAUAGCCAGCCUCUACUCAGUGGUUCAGAUGUGCUGUCUGAAAUGGACAAAGAAUCAGCAGAAACACAGAGGACUCCUAACCAUUUGACAGAGUCUCAAAAUGGCGCAACAGAAGCUGCCCAGUCCCAGGGGAACACAGUGGGGAUGAGUGCCUCCGAUCUGGAAUGUGGUCUGUUGAGGAAGUGGGAAAUCGUGUUAGAUAUUCCACAAGCACAAUACCAAAAUGCCUUUUCUGAGCUAAGCUAUUUCCAAGAGUCUCCAGCUCAGUCUGAAUGCCACUCUGACACCAAUAACAACACCAAGCGGGUGUUAGAGUCAUGCGCUGCCAGUACUUUUGAUGCAAUUGUUGAUGCUCCUGCAGAGCAGGCCCAUCCAGUCAAUAGUGAGCCCCUAGACCUGUUCCCUGGGGGACUGGACAUUCACUCUGAGGAUGAUUAUGAGGCGGAAUCCUCUGGCCCACUCUGGGAAAGCAUGGAUAGAGGCUCUGCAACCUCCAGUGGAUCAGAACUGGAAGACAGUACCCGGGAUGUAGAGUACAUCUCUGAUACCUUGGAUUAUGGACCCCACUGUCACAUUCAGGUGUCGGGCCUGGCCGAGGGGUUUCUUUGUAGGACGGAUUCCCACAAAGAGAGGGAGACAGAGAGAUUCCAGGGGCAAGGUGGCCCACAGAAAGAUGAAGUAGUUGGUCAGGACCCACCCACAGUCAACACCUGCCUCCCCCCAUACAUGGACAUAGACUACGGGGAAUGCGUAGCCUUGGAUAACAUUGAGAGUAACCUGGACUCCCAGGUGGACCAGCAGAAAUCUGAAAAAAGUGACAAUCCACUUCAGGAGCCAGGCUGUCCACCUGACUCAGGAGGAAAAAGACUUGAACCCCUAGCUUAUUACUCACAGGUUGGUGGAGAAUAUUCACUCAUUUUAGAAAACAACAUGGAAGACAAACACACAUUGGAUAAAGCAAAAGAGAUCCCAGAUAGCCGCUUUACCUCUCUUACGACAGAGGAAUGCUGUGUGCCUUUUCAGGUCUGCCCAAUGCCAUUACAGAAUGAUAUUGAGACCGUUGCAUACCAUUACCCAGAUGACAGUUUGAGUUCAAAUUUUCUGACAGUUAACAACCUGGAACCUAUUUUUGAAUCGGAUCGCCCUCAGGAGAAUUCACUCUUGGUGGAGGAUGUGGACACCUCAGAACCAGAGGUGCUGGGGGUGCAAAGGGGGACCACUAGUGAUAUGUACUCACACCAAAACCCCUCAUCCCUCCCACCUUAUCACUGUACUACACCAGAGAUUAUGAGGAAUAAGUUACCAAGUACAGAUUUGGAACUACAGUCAAGUACCAGCUGCCCUGAUCUAUAUGGAAACAAGGUAACAUUCCCCACACCUAAUGGAGAUGUAGUUCAUGACGGCCACCACACCCCUACCAAGGUCUCCUGUGACCAAGACACUAUCAGCACCAACAGUGAGGAAAUGGAUGAUAGCAACUCCAGUCUCCACAAGGUCGAGAAGAGCAAGGCAACCAAAUCUGGGUCCGCAGGGAAGACUAAGUUCUCUGUCUUCUCCAGGAUACCCUCAUUCAGGAAGCGCAAGAGUUCGGCCCAAGAGGCUAAAGAGUGCAAGGCCGAGCUCUCAUGCAGGGGCACCUCUCCUGACAAGGAUGAGGGCAGCAGGGCAGAGUCACCUGAGAGCAGACCGAACCCUUUUCUCUGCAGCGCUCACCUGUCCUCCAGCACUGACUACUUACAGAGGGAGGGGCAACAGCAUGGGAACUUGGAUGACAAUAUCUUUGAUCAGGGCAACCCUCUCGACCAGAAUGCUGAAAAGGCCCUUGUCCAUGAGGGAGAGGAGGAUGGGUUUUGUCCAUUGGAACCCCGCAACAGGCAUGUCCAACAGAUCUACAGGCAAGCUUCUUGCGAUGGGGAUGCCCCCUCUUACAACCAUGAAGCGCCAGCUUCCAUGAACCCCCCUGUUGCUGAGAAGUUGGGCCACAAGAGGAGCAAGAGCUCAGACAGCCUCAACCUGCGAAUGAGGUUCACCCUGGCCCAUAGGUCCCUCUCCAGUUUGUUUGAAUCUAAGCCUCCUGAAAAGGAGGCUGAGGAGGAGAGCCUGAAGCCUGAGUCUGAGAAGCGGAAGACCAGGCAGUCCUGGAGGGUGCUGAAGCAGUCUAAGGAGGCAGAGCUGGAGAAGCCUGCUCUUUCAGACCCAGAACCCACCAGCGGAGGUAGAGCCAGGUCUGCUCGGCAGAUCCACAGUGACUAUGCUCUGCGGUCUGCCCAGGACCGGCUUAAGGGCUUCCCAGACUCAAGACGCCCUCGUUACACAGAUGCCCUAAAUAAUAAGGGCGUGCGGCAGGAGCCGCUGGAGGGCACCCCAGAUGAGAGCAAAUCAGAAGAUACAAGGCGACGGGUUCCACCAAACAGCCUCGCCAUAACCCAGCCUCACACUGAUGUCUGUGUACAGUCCAAUACUGAAGACAGUGCUUUAGAAACCCAGCCACCUGGGCCACCCCCCUGGGACGAUUCCACGUUUCCACCACUGGGGGGGUGCAUGCCUGCCUCAUCCCUCAACCCCACCGCAGUGGCUCCUCUGGCCCUCCAACUUGCCCCAUCUUUUACGAGGUCCUUUAGCUCCUUUGAGGGCAUGGAUGGUCCCCUUCGUCCCAUGAGUCCCAAGCCCCAGAGCCCCGUUCCCGGGAUCCACCGCCGGAGCUUUCGCUACCCGUCUCGACCCACUGCCAUCUCCCUCCUCUCUCUGGGUCGGGGGGUGAGCGUGGAAGGGCUUUCAGACCCCCCAGAGAAGCCCAAGACUCUGAAGCCCAGAGCAGCACAGCUAUCAUCGGCCAUCUCCCUGAACACAGAGUGCCAGCGCGACAACAUCGGAGUGGAUAGCCCCUCACCCAUCGGUCUGGUCACCUCCAUGUCUGUCAAUGAGUUUGAGGAUGGUAGUAGACCAGCUGGCCAGUUACUGGAGAAACGGCUGCCGGAUGUGGUGACCGUGCUGCGGGCAAAGAGCCGUGGGCAGGGUUCAAGGGGCCCCAGGCCUGUCUCCGACCUGGUAAACUGUGCCAUGCCCACAUAUGGAGAGGGUGAAGUGGGACCUACUGCCCCAUUGGUGGAGCAGGGGGCGGAGCGAAGGUCACAGAGGGGCCGGCGCAGUUGCUCAGACGACAUUCGGAUCGGAAAGCUGAAGAAGAGACAGAGGAGGAUGACCGUAGCGACACCGGGGAGCACAAGCUGGCUUAACGCGCAGGCGUCGGGAGAGGCCCAGGCUAGACUCUCCCUCAUCUCCAAUGAGGCCUUUACCUCUUUGGCCCUCAAAGACCAGUGCUUCUCCCAGAGCACCCCCAUUGGCCUGGACUGCCUGGGCUGGCCACAGCGUGUCUCCUACCAGGCGGUGGUGAUACCUGACGGGACGCUGGACAAGGCGGGCCUGGGGGAUGACGCGGGCAGCGAGGAGGACCUGUACGAGGAGUUCCGCAACUCCGGCCACCGUUUCGGCCACUCGGGCGGAGGAGGGGAGCAGCUGGCCAUCAACGAGCUGAUCAGCGAUGGCAGCGUCUGCGCGGAGGCGCUCUGGGACCAUGUCACCAUGGACGACCAGGAGCUGGGCUUCAAGGCCGGUGAUGUCAUCGAAGUGGUGGACGCCAGCAACAAGGAGUGGUGGUGGGGGCGGAUCCAGGACAGCGAGGGCUGGUUCCCGGCCAGCUUCGUUCGGUUACGAGUGAACCAGGAUGAGCCGAUGGAGGAGUACCUAGCUAAGCUGGAGGAGGCGCAGGAGGAGGACAGCGCCUCCACGGGGAGGCUGCUGGGCCCCGGCCUGCCCUGCAAGGAGCAGAUGAGGGCCAACGUCAUCAACGAGAUCAUGAGUACAGAGAGAGACUACAUCAAGCACCUGAAGGACAUCUGUGAGGGCUACAUCAAGCAGUGCCGGAAGAGGACAGACAUGUUUACUGAGGAGCAGCUCCGCACCAUCUUCGGCAACAUCGAAGAGAUCUACCGCUUCCAGAAGAAAUUCCUGAAGGCCCUGGAGAAGAAGUUCAACAAGGAGCAGCCCCACACCAGCGAAAUAGGCUCCUGUUUCUUAGAACAUCAAACAGAUUUCCAGAUCUACUCCGAGUACUGCAACAACCAUCCCAACGCCUGCCUCCAGCUGUGUAAGCUCAUGAAGGUCAACAAAUACGUGGUGUUCUUCGAGGCGUGCCGUCUGCUGCAGAAGAUGAUAGACAUCUCCCUGGACGGCUUCCUGCUCACGCCGGUCCAGAAGAUCUGCAAGUACCCUCUGCAGCUGGCCGAGUUGCUGAAGUAUACCAACCCCCAGCACAGGGACUACAGAGACGUGGAGGCGGCGUUAAACGCCAUGAAGAACGUGGCCCGGCUCAUCAACGAGAGGAAGCGGCGACUGGAGAACAUUGACAAGAUCGCCCAGUGGCAGAGCGCCAUCGAGGACUGGGAGGGAGAGGACCUCCUCAGCCGGAGCUCGGACCUGAUCUUCUCCGGGGAGCUGACCAAGAUCUCCCCGCCCCAGGCCAAGAGCCAGCAGCGCAUGUUCUUCCUGUUUGACCACCAGAUGGUCUACUGCAAGAAGGAUCUGCUCCGCAGGGACAUGCUCUACUACAAGGGCCGCAUGGACAUGGACCAGAUCGAGGUGGUGGACGUGGAGGACGGCAAGGACAAGGACCUGAACGUGACCGUGAAGAACGCGCUCAAGCUGAGGUCCCCCGGGGGGGAGGAGCUCCACCUGCUGUGCGCCAAGAAGCCGGAGCACAAGCAGCGCUGGCUGCAGGCCUUUGCCGACGAACGGGGACAGGUGCAGCACGACCGGGAGACAGGUUUCGCCAUCACAGACGUCCAGAAGAAACAGGCCAUGCUGAAUGCCAGCAAAAGCCACCCAGCCGGGAAGCCGAAAGCUGUAACCAGGCCCUACUACGACUUCCUGCUACGCCAGAAGCACCCAGCGCUGCCUGCUGCCCUGCCCCAGCAGCAGGUCUUCAUGCUGGCCGAGCCCAAGCGCAAGAGCUCCAACUUCUGGCACAACAUCGGCAGGCUAACGCCCUUCAAGAAAUGAGGGGACACGUGCUGCUCGUGCCUGGACUUUCUGUUUUUACCCUUUUAUGAUUUCUUCUUUUUUUUGGUUAUUAUUGAUAUUGUAUUACGGUUGCUAUAAUUAUUAUUAUGAUGAUGAUAUUUUUUGUUCCUUUGAGAAAGCACUUUAUAGGUUGGUUACAAUCAGACUUUGGGCACCAGCUCUUGGACCUUGUUUAUACUUUGAAGAGAACAAUUGCCGUCGUUUCUAGUACUAGGACUACAACCAUAGCACUACUACUCCGCUACUUCAACUACAGAUGCACCUGUUAGUACUAACACUACUACUACUGCUCCAAGUCAUCAUGUGAUUAUGCUAUAGCCUGCGCUUUGUACAUCAGAAAGACCAUGACUGAAGAAAGGACUUCUUUCAAUGUGUGUUGUUUUUUUUUAACAUAUGCCAAUUGUUCACUGUGCCAGUUAACAAGCUUUUGUAUUUGUUGUUUAAUGUUCAUUGCAUCAUCAGAAUUCAAAAAGAGAGAAAGGGUACCACAAAGCGCAAUUUCCCGUCUCUUCCUCUUUCUGUGAAUUCAUUUGUCUGCAAUGGACUUGGAGUGUCCAACCAUGAAGUUAACAUCUCUACGCUAAAGUCAAACAAUCCCAAAGAUUUCGUCCUGCAGAAGCGCACCUGGUCCGGAGUCUGACCCGAAGAAGUCCGUCACUUUGCCCCCCGUCAUGUCGUUCUCCAGCUGCCACUCCCCUGUUCCUUCCGAGUGGGCCUUCAUGUUAAUUUCAGUAAUGAACUUCUUUGUCGAAGUGCCAUUCAAAGCAUCACCUGGAAAUGUGAUGAGGUUUUGCAUGAAUUGCUGUGAACUUUGAGUUGAGAACAUUUUUUUUCCUCCCAAUACAAAUAAAAUGUCUUGAUACUCACCCAUUCAGCCAUC
This is a messenger RNA of Anguilla anguilla (European eel), 7674 nucleotides long. RefSeq names its product rho guanine nucleotide exchange factor 4-like. The coding region runs from base 39 to 6773 and encodes 2244 amino acids. Lineage: Eukaryota; Metazoa; Chordata; Actinopteri; Anguilliformes; Anguillidae. Gene Ontology annotation, molecular function: protein binding; guanyl-nucleotide exchange factor activity. The transcript is spliced from 13 exons. The record is from RefSeq and is a predicted model, not a curated record. Gene Ontology annotation, biological process: intracellular signal transduction.